AUGCUUUCAAAUUUUGUGAUUCUUUUUGUAUUGAUUCUAAUUGAUGGAGUUUACUCUGAGGUAUGUUCAACUUUGUUUCAAAUUCACAAAAAUUAGAAAAAAGCCAUGAAGUUCAGAAUCGUCUUUCUCAUCCAUCGGAAAAUGUUCGCCUCCAAAUAUUUGUUGUUGGAACUGUUGGUUGUUUUGUCACUUGUUUGAUAAUUAUAAUUGUGAGAUUGAUGAGAAAAUAUUCAAAGAGACAGGAAAAAUAUGCCACUUUUAAUUGA
Molecule: messenger RNA, 266 nt
Organism: Caenorhabditis angaria
Lineage: Eukaryota; Metazoa; Nematoda; Chromadorea; Rhabditida; Rhabditidae
Source: the annotation of a GenBank genome assembly